Molecule: messenger RNA, 1147 nt
Organism: Bolinopsis microptera
Lineage: Eukaryota; Metazoa; Ctenophora; Tentaculata; Lobata; Bolinopsidae
Product: U5 small nuclear ribonucleoprotein TSSC4-like
Exons: 7
Coding region: 6-779 (257 amino acids)
Source: RefSeq, a predicted model, not a curated record
AUAGGAUGAAAUUAGAAGCACCAAAAGAAGAGCCCAAAUUCACCUUGUUCUCCCCAGAUACAUCUCUUCCAACAGAGGAACGAACUCAGUUCAGAAGUCGGGCAAGUGAUGUGUUCGGGUCGUUAAGCCGGGACACGGUGGCCCCCUCUGACCUCACCCCGGCCAUGGCACCACCCCCUGCACCCCGCUCAACCUCAAGAAACGAAAGUGAAAAGGUGAACAUAACCCCAUCGAUAGAGUUGUAUAACAGCCUAACUAGUGAUAAAGUAGAGAAGAAAAGAACCCCUGUUAAAGCUCCUGUCAGAGCCUUCGGAUCGAACAAGAGAUUCUUCAGAGCUCAGCACGAAAUUACCCCACAAAAGUUUACAAAGUACACAUUAGAAGACACAGAUCUUACAGACGACAGGGAUAACAAAGCGAUAGCUCUGAGUUUCCUGAACGACCUCAAAGAAAGCAAGUCGGAGCUCGAACCAACACCGUCCUCAGAGGGGAAGAUUGUCUUUAGGAAACGGGCUCGCACUAGUGAAAACCAGGGUGACGAGGAAAUUCCAAAAGGUCCCAGUAAGCAUAAGAAUGCAGUGGUACAGGAGGAGUAUGUAAUUGGACAGACAAAAUCCGUGUCUAAGAAACACGCACGUGCAGCUGGCGUGGCUCCUGCACGUGCAGAUGGCGUGGAUCCUGCGCGGCAGCAACAGUCACGUGAUAGUAAAAGUUCAGGGAAGGGAAAAGAACGCGGAAGAAUGACGGCGUGCUAUUUAGAUGACGAAGAAGAAGACUGAAGUCGCGUGGUCACGUGGUCACUCUACUGACGGAAAUUAAUUAAUUCAAAGCGACAUUAUUUUUACGCUAUUUGUCCGUUGACCGUACAUGUAACAUGAUGACUGAUGAGGCAGAUCGAAUUUCACAAUCCACAGAACAUUUCAUGAAAUUCUAUAUCAAAAUGUUGCUACCUCAAUGUAACAUUAGUCAUUAAGAACACCAGCUUAUAAUUACAGUACUACUAUCUUACUGAAUCUUACGGUGAGAUGAUGUUCACUUAUUGAGGGGGUCCUGGUUCAAAAUAUUUUGUCAUUUUUAAAGAUUUCUUGCUUCGAAAAUGUUAUGUUUAAUGUUAUAUCACUAUCAGUCAAACUAUUUAUUCAAUCAU